GCACACGCGGGGGUGUCACCGUGUCACUGUUAACGCGCACAAGGGGCAGUGUUCGGGGAGGCUCUGUAAAUCACUUUUUUGUCCCCCCCAUUCCUGUUGAGUGGACUAGCUUCAGUCUCGGCUCCCACAUCAGAAGAAACGUCAGUGUUUGAUUCGGGGCUUGCCUCAAUCUUUCGCGGGAGUGUCCUCCCCCUCUCCUCCCUCUCCCCCUCGUCCCCGGCGGGGCCAAAUUUGGACCACCUGCGUCUGCGCUCGGCUGUUUGGCAGUUUUCGAAGCGAUUCCUCCCUUUGAGCUCACUUUAAGUAGAGUUGCUACGGUUCACACGGGGACUAUCUGUGAAGUUGGCCCGCAGCGGAGACGAUAUGUUUUGCCGUAAUCAAACAGCGAGGGCGACCGUCGCCCGCGGCUCUGCUCUUGAAAUGGAGAUACGGCGAGGCAAGUUCAGAAAGAGCGUUUUCCUGGACACAUCACAGGACAGCGAUAUCCAGAAGAAGAUUGACCAUGAGAUCCGGAUGCGUGACGGGGCCUGCAAGCUGCUGGCCGCCUGCUCCCAGAAAGACCAGGCGUUGGAGGCGGCAAAGAGCCUGCAGACCUGCAGCACUCGUAUCAUGGCCUACAUGUCGGAGCUGCAGAGGAUGAAGGAGGCUCAGGUCAUGCAGAAGGUAACGCGGAGGUCUUCGGACGCAGGGCCGAUGGACAACAGACUCCCGUGCAAAGGAAAAGUGGCCAUCUCAGAUCUUCGGAUCCCUCUAAUGUGGAAAGACACGGAGUACUUCAAGAACAAAGGAGAGCUUCAUCGGUGUGCCGUGUUCUGCCUGCUGCAGCUGGGAGGAGAGAUCUUCGACACAGACAUGGUGAUAGUGGACAGGACACUUACCGACAUCUGCUUUGACAACACCAUUGUAUUGUAA
This is a messenger RNA of Perca fluviatilis (European perch), 912 nucleotides long. Its product is annotated as rhotekin-like. Gene Ontology annotation, biological process: mitotic cytokinesis; septin ring organization; actomyosin contractile ring assembly. The transcript is spliced from 4 exons. Gene Ontology annotation, cellular component: actomyosin contractile ring. Bases 364 to 912 code for a protein of 182 amino acids. NCBI's taxonomy places the organism in Eukaryota, Metazoa, Chordata, Actinopteri, Perciformes, Percidae. The record is from RefSeq and is a predicted model, not a curated record.